AUGCACGUUAUCUCACGGCUGAUCAUCCCGUUGCUUUCUGUCUUCGCACCUCUCUCUUGUGCCACCUCUUCAUCCUCUGCUCACCCGGGAGCGGCCGACAUCCUAUACUGGCCAGUGACCUCAUCUCAACCCGAGAUCCUCGCUCGCAUUUCGUACGAUCCGGCCUCCCUGAAGUCGGACGUUGUAUCCUACUCUCCUCCUACCGCGGUUGAUACGGAGGCUCGUCAUGCUUCAGAAGCAGAUCCUCGCGACCUUGCUCGUGUAGGUCUCUUCACCUCGACGCCCACAAAUCCCAAACAGUGGGUAGGAUCUCUUACGUCAGUUUCAUCGCUCGCCGCCAGCCAACAUCAUAAGCCCACGCUACGAAUUCAUAUCGGGCCCUCGAACGAGAUUUACCAUGUUUCGUGGGAGGUGUCUUCCUCGUCGGGAGCCACCUCCUCGAGCGCAGCGGGUCUGAACGUCGAAGUUGUCUCUACUGAGGCUGGUCCGCGCCCGCAUCUCAAUCGGCCUGUUGUGGUUGGCCCAGACGGGAAGAAUCUCGAGGAGGUUGUCGAAAAGACCUUCUUCCAAAAAUACUGGUGGGUCUUCCUCGUCAUCACAUUCUUGGCUAUGUCAGGUAGCGGGGAAGGGCAGUGA
Molecule: messenger RNA, 636 nt
Organism: Aspergillus clavatus NRRL 1
Lineage: Eukaryota; Fungi; Ascomycota; Eurotiomycetes; Eurotiales; Aspergillaceae
Exons: 2
Coding region: 1-636 (211 amino acids)
Source: RefSeq, a predicted model, not a curated record